Cylindrotheca closterium is the source of this 393-nucleotide messenger RNA. The record is from the annotation of a GenBank genome assembly. Lineage: Eukaryota; Bacillariophyta; Bacillariophyceae; Bacillariales; Bacillariaceae.
AUGUCUGGGCUGAACCUUUCUCAAGUUCCAAAGAAACCAAGAGAAUGGCCUUCAAGCAGGAGUGGCAGUUCUGCCAAUAAGAACAAGAAACGAGUUGCAACAAGAUGCAAGCAUCGAGAGAGGGAAAUGAAUCCGUUGAAGGACAAAUUGAAAUCUGGUAUUUGUACCAAAGAAGGAAGUCGCAGUACUAAAGACAGUAAAGCCAUCCUUGAAGCACAGCACAAUCUACGUUUCCAACACAUUGGGAAUGAGAUGAAAGCUGAUUACCAAGAGCACAACGCUAUUCUGAUUGCUCGUUGCAUGAUGCAGAUCAAGGCCAAGUUCAAUACUGAUGAAGGUCUAAACUUCAUCGAACAGUAUUACAUCAAUCAAGGACUGAAGAACCAAGUUUGA